ACCCCGCCGCGCUCCGCUCUUAGGGCGCGCUUCGCCCCGCCUGCCCGCAGUCGCCCGCCGCCGCCGACCCGCGUUGAACCGCGAGGUGCUGAGCCGAACCGCGUCGAACCGUGCGGAGCUGUUGUCGCGAUGAUGCCUGGCAGGACGAUUCGCAAACCCGCGCCGCCCGCCGCGCCUGCAGAGCGGGACGCGGUGGCUGAGUGCGCGCUGGAGCUGCGCAGGAUCGGCGACAAGGCGGACCUACGGCAGAAGGUCCUGAACCUCAUCGCGAAACUCUUCUGCCCCAAAACGUGAGCGGCCGCGCCCGCGGUGCUGAAAAAAAAGGGGAGAUUUCGGCUUUGCAGAUCUGGAACGAGAGAUUUCACUUACACUGGGAGAUGAAGAAAGCUCUUUGACUUGUGUUUUGCUACCUGGAGCCACCGAAGGAUGGCUGUCGCUACGCGAUUUCUUUGGGAAGUGUUACAGCAUUAUUAUGCUUUGUGGAUGCCAAGUGGAAAAAAAAAAAA
Messenger RNA from Phasianus colchicus (ring-necked pheasant), 506 nucleotides. RefSeq names its product phorbol-12-myristate-13-acetate-induced protein 1 (gene PMAIP1). The record is from RefSeq and is a predicted model, not a curated record. Gene Ontology annotation, biological process: positive regulation of apoptotic process; apoptotic process; release of cytochrome c from mitochondria. Lineage: Eukaryota; Metazoa; Chordata; Aves; Galliformes; Phasianidae.